Molecule: messenger RNA, 1607 nt
Organism: Gracilinanus agilis (Agile Gracile Mouse Opossum)
Lineage: Eukaryota; Metazoa; Chordata; Mammalia; Didelphimorphia; Didelphidae
Gene: ACAT2
Product: acetyl-CoA acetyltransferase 2
Exons: 9
Coding region: 119-1312 (397 amino acids)
Biological process (GO): fatty acid beta-oxidation
Molecular function (GO): acetyl-CoA C-acetyltransferase activity
Source: RefSeq, a predicted model, not a curated record
UCGGUACCCGAACCCCACUCUGCCACGGAGAGUCGGGAGCCGAGCACGUUCGAGUGGAAGCCCCGCAGCCGAACAGCUCUAGCCUCCGCUGCCUUCGCCGCCUGAAACCAGCUGGAAGAUGAGCACAGGCUUAGACCCCGUGGUCAUUGUCUCCGCAGCCAGGACUGCCAUAGGGUCCUUUAAUGGUUCUUUAUCUACUGUCCCUGUCCAUGAGCUGGGCUCCACUGUCAUUAAAGAAGUUCUAAAAAGGGCCUCUGUUGCUCCAGAAGAUGUGUCUGAGGUUAUUUUUGGGCAUGUUUUGUCAGCAGGGUGUGGCCAAAAUCCUGUUCGACAGUCCAGUGUGGGAGCUGGAAUCCCCUAUGUCGUGCCAGCUUGGAGUUGUCAGAUGAUCUGUGGAUCAGGCCUCAAAGCUGUCUGUCUUGGGGCUCAGUCCAUUGGGUCUGGAGAGUCCAGUGUUGUCAUAGCAGGAGGCAUGGAGAGCAUGAGCAAGGCGCCUCAUUUUGUUCACUUAAGAACAGGAUUGAAAAUGGGUGAGACCCCCCUGAAGGACAGUGUGAUCUAUGAUGGACUUACGGACGCAUUCCACAACUACCACAUGGGGAUUACAGCUGAAAAUGUGGCACAAAAAUGGAAAGUGAGUAGAGAAGAGCAAGAUGAAUGUGCUCUCUUGUCACAGAAGAGGACAGAGAAUGCUCAAAAAGCAGGCUAUUUUGACAAAGAGAUUGUACCUGUUUCUGUACCUUCUAGAAAAGGGCCCGUGGAGGUGAAGACAGAUGAAUUUCCUCGGCACGGAAGCACUCUGGAAGCCAUAUCCAAACUCAAGCCUUGCUUUCUGACAGAUGGAUCAGGAACAAUAACUGCCGCCAAUGCUUCAGGAAUGAACGAUGGAGCUGCCGCUGUGGUUCUUAUGAAAAAGUCAGAAGCAGAAAGACGAGGUCUUACACCAUUGGCACAGAUUGUAUCCUGGUCACAAGUUGGUGUAGACCCUUCCAUUAUGGGAUCGGGACCAAUUCCAGCCAUCAGGCAGGCUGUUGCCAAAGCAAAUUGGACACUAGAAGAUGUUGAUGCAUUUGAAAUCAAUGAAGCCUUUGCAUCCCUGGCUGUAGCAGUAUCAAGGGAACUCGGAUUGAAUCCAGAAAAGGUCAACAUUCAAGGUGGAGCCAUAGCUUUGGGACAUCCCAUUGGGGCAUCAGGGUGUCGAAUUCUUGUUACUCUGCUACAUACACUGGAGCGGAUAGGUGGAACACGUGGAGUGGCAGCUCUCUGCAUUGGAGGAGGGAUGGGAAUAGCAAUGUGUGUUAAAAGAGAAUGAAAAGAAAAGCUUAAUGUCAAAAAGUGAUUGAACAAAUUGUAAAACUUUAACCACAUUUUAACUUCUUGAGUCUUAAAAAACAAACUUACUUAACUACCUGUGAAAACAUGUUUCAGGGACCAAAAACAGCAGAAGAAAGAUGUUUUUAUUUUCUUUCAUCUCCCUUAUAAAAACUCAAGUCAACGUGACAGGUUGCUCUAUUUUUUACGUCCAUACACAAAGUAUAAAGACCAACUGGUACAGAAUUAAACUAACAGUAACAUUGUUAUAAAUAAAAUCUGAUCAGUCUUCAAUA